This is a messenger RNA of Pyricularia oryzae 70-15, 3350 nucleotides long. RefSeq names its product LCCL domain-containing protein. Bases 908 to 3061 code for a protein of 717 amino acids. The record is from RefSeq and is a predicted model, not a curated record. The transcript has a single exon. NCBI's taxonomy places the organism in Eukaryota, Fungi, Ascomycota, Sordariomycetes, Magnaporthales, Pyriculariaceae.
GGCCGUUGAGCCCACGUGAAACCGUUUUGGUGGAGCCCCUGGACGUUUUUUGCCAUUGUCAAUCGUUGUUUUUUCGGAGAAAUUGGACCCCUGUUUAUUGCUUGUCUGUUUACCUACGACAUUACAACCAUAACUACCCUGUUCAUGUAAAGCCAGUCAGUCUGGGCUUGCAGCGACCAACCCAUACUUGGGACGAGGCAUUGGGGAAGCAGGUCUUUAGUUUUUCCAUAAACCACUAGAAACCUCGGAGGUUCUUUUCCCCAAGUCAGUUCUGAUGAGAAGGGAUCUGGGAUGCUAACUAGUUGCACAAACUUUUUUGCCAACUUGAACCCCCCUCACCGGAAAGAAGCCCAGGAGCGCACUGGCCUGAAACGCAGCUCGAUCGGUCUGAAAGUCUAGGAAUCCCUUUACAACUCUAACCGCAAAGCCCACUUUCAACUUACUCGCGGAAGCUUUUGGCGACGAGACAAACGACGUGUUUGUUCAAUGCCGACCACAUUCCAGAAAACCGCUUUUUGGUUUCUUCUCACUUGACCUUUUCAGUUUGACUAACGCGCAUUCUCUCGUGUGCAGUUUUAAAUCCAGUACGUCUAUCAAAGUAAACAGACCGGGUCAACCAGGGACCAGAGCCUGUAGAGCUUGUAAUUCUUUUUUUUUUUUCUUUUCUUUUUUCUUGUUCUUUAUUGCAUCGGCUGGGAUCGAGAAGGUUUGAGGAAGCGCCUGUCCCCGGUGGCAAGGUUUUUUAUGGUAUAGAAAGUCAAAUGAGCCACGGGAUUGAUAUCGCCAAAGUCGUUUAUACAGAUUGCGCUGGCGUAUAACGUUGUCAAAGCCUGAAAAAGAGUCUCAACAGAGCUCUACUGGUUAGCCUUGGACCACGAUCCUCUGCAAGGAAUAGUCACAGUCAGCAAUGGGCGACCGUCGGCAUGACCGGGACGAGAGCAGCGACGAGGAGCUGGAGCUCUUCUCGAGGCCAAAAAGCCUACCGUCGCCGCCCAAGUCGCCCAAUGAUCCCAAGUCGCCCAAUGAUCCCAAGUCGCCCAGCGCCCACUACAUGCGGGUCGACGCCGACGAAAACGCCCAGCUGCUGUCGCCGGGGCAGUUCAACUUCCACGAAGAUGACGACGACGAGGAUGACGGCCUGGACGACCUGGAAGCCGGCCAACGGACGCCGGUAGAGGAGCAGAGCUUGGCUGCCAAGCCGGCCCGUCGUCGGGGCUGGAGCUGGUGGCCAAGGAGACGUGGUGGAGACCCCAACGGCAAUGGCCUCGCCAAGGGUGGUGGGGCCGAGCGAGCUGCCAGCACGGGAUGUUGCGGUCUUCGCAUCCCGCCUUGGCUCGUCAGGCCCCUCGUCAUCCUGCGCCUGUUCCCGUGGGAUGGACCGGAUGAGCAUGCGGUGCACUCCAUUACUCCCUUCUUCCCCAACAUCCAGGACUAUCCCGUACGAUGGCUGGAGUACAGGCUAGGAACGGGAACACCGCGGCGUACGGCGCUGGCCAUGUUUACGGGGCUGUGGUUGCUCCUCUUCACCCUUUUUUUGUCAAUAGGAUACUCUGGUUACGGCGGCAGUCCACCAAUAGUAAGUUUGUCGUGUACGGAUACGCUUUGGCCAAAGGGUAACGACUGCGGACUCAACGGGAUCGACUGCAAGCCAUUCUCAAACCACACCUUUAUCGUUCACUGCCCGCCCGGCUGUGCCUCAGUAGGCCUGCCCGAGCCUAGAAUCGUUGGCACGGAGCUUCUCCAGGAAACGCCGCUCGUCAUCGGCUCCGGCUUCUACCGCGGCGACUCUUACCUCUGCGCAUCUGCAAUACACGCCGGCGUGCUUUCCAACGGAGGUGGCUGCAGCCAGAUCAAACGCAAGGGACCGGGCACCCAGUUCCAUGCAUCCGACGCCAACGGCGUCAAGUCAUUCGCCUUCGACUCUUACUUCCCCAUGGCCUUCACCGUGGUCGAGUCGGACACCUGCGGCAUCUCGAACCCGAUCGUGCCGCUGCUAAUCCUCACCCUCUUGUUCACCGUCGUGCUCUGCAUCUUCACCGUCCACCCGGCGGCGCUCUUCUUUUCCAUCAUGGCCGCCCUCUUCGCCUUGGUCGGCCUGGCCUCGGACCCGCCGCCCGUCUCGCACUACUCCACCACCGUCCUGCCAGAACUCCUCUCCACCUUUGUGGCCCGCCUCCUCCCGGCCGUCUUCGUCGCCCUGACCCUCUAUCACUUUGUCAUCUGCCGCGCCCUGGGCGGCGACUUUCCGCGAACGGGCCUGCUCCCCCUCCGCGCGCAGUACGAGAAGCUCUGGCUCUGGCUGCUGCCGCUGUGGCUCGGUGCCAUGGCCAACCACGUCCUCGGCUGGGCCUUCCUCACCCGCUUCAAGCCCUUCGCCAUCGUCAUCGCCGCCGCCCUCAUCUGCGCCGCCGCGGCCCAACAGUCCGUCACCCUAUGGCGCGAGGGCCGCCUUCCGGGCUUCAUGCGCCUGUACGGAGCCCUCCUCGCCGCCCUGAUCCUGUCCGCCAUCCUCCUCCCCGGCGUCGAGCUUCAGACUCCUCCCUACGCGCUCGCCCUCAUCCUCCUGCCCCUCACAGCCGUGCAGACGCGGCCCUCGCUCGCCUACCAAGGCUUCCUCCUCGGCCUGCUGAUCAACAGCGUCGCGCGCAACGGCUUCGCGCCCGUCCUGCUCCCGCACCACCGUCCCGUCGCGCACCCGCUGCCGUCGCUGCUCGGCGAGCCGCGCAUCAAGGACGUGCCGGGCGGCUACCUCAGCAUCCAGUUCGAGUGGGUCGUGCCGACCAUCGACUACACGACUGCCAACGAGAACUCGGUCAUCGAGGGCAUCAGCGUGCUCGUCAACGACGUCGAGCGCCACCGCGCCUUCUUCCAAGAGCCUAAGCGCGACAAGGACCACGGCGCGGGCGGCGCAAAGGGCUUCGUCUGGGCCAGGGCCGAGGGCGCCGACUUUCCAGAGUAUUUCCGGUUCGGGUACAUCAGGGAGGGCAAGAAGGCGCUCGAGUACACCAAGGCUGGGAUUUGGAACGCCAACGGGACUUGGGUUCCUCCAGAGGGUUCUUGAGGUUUUACUUUUUGCCUCCCGUCGCCUUUCCUCUCUCUAAAAUCCUAGAGUGCAUAGGAUUAGGUUGAUUGCCCGAGCUGGCGUGUUUAUUUAUGGUGUAUGAAACGCUUAUGUAUAGUGAUAGUUGACGCCCUCUUUCUGUAUAGAUGAGCAUAUUUGUUGUUAGCUUCUUUUUGGCAUGAUACGACUUUCUCGUCCACUUUCCUACGCAUUUGUGUUCCCACAACUUGGUUGUUACACACGACCGCAAUUUAUGUUCACCUGUUGGUAGGUGUAAUUUCUGUCGAGC